Messenger RNA from Phalaenopsis equestris, 1472 nucleotides. Its product is annotated as haloacid dehalogenase-like hydrolase domain-containing protein 3. The record is from RefSeq and is a predicted model, not a curated record. The transcript is spliced from 4 exons. NCBI's taxonomy places the organism in Eukaryota, Viridiplantae, Streptophyta, Magnoliopsida, Asparagales, Orchidaceae. The coding region runs from base 487 to 1263 and encodes 258 amino acids.
GUCCAUUACUCGGCCUAUUAGAGACUGAUCGGUGAUGCGUGUUGCCGAUCUUAUUUCCCUUUUAUCCACUCUUUCUCUCUCCGAAUCAGGCCGAGGUGAAGGGAAUUAAAUCCAAAACCAGCAACCACCCCUGGUAUUCUUCACAAAUUAAUCGGAAAACCUGGAGCUGGUAGUUGGAUUCUUGAGUUUUCCGCCCUCAUCUGCGAUCUUAUAAAGUGUGUUUCAACUGUUUCUUCCCUCGAUUUCACCCAGAAACCGUUCAGUAAAUCUAAGGAUAGCUCGAUCAGAGACGAAUGGAAUCAAGGCGCUAAGAAUCUGCAGUACUUUGCAUCGAUCUUCCUUCUCGAGACUCAUUAUGAGGUUUUGCAAAUCUGAUGUCGAAAACUUCGAAGUUUAAUCUGAUUUCGAUCGGCUAAACAAGCGCUUGAAGACUUUGGUAGUCAAAAUUCCUUUGUUACUCGAGAUCCAGAUAUCGUAAAAGGACCAAUGUCUCUCUUGCCGAAGUUACGCUGCAUUACUAUAGAUGUCACGGGUACUUUAAUAGCAUACAAAGGGGAGCUUGGAGAUUACUACUGCAUGGCAGCUAAAGCCGUAGGUUUGCCAUGCCCUGACUAUGGACGGAUGCACGAGGGCUUUAAGAUAGCAUACACAAACAUGGCCAAACUUCAUCCUUGUUUUGGGCAUACAACAAAAAUGCCUAAUGUUGAUUGGUGGAGGGCAUGCGUGAAGGAUUCCUUUAAUAAGGCUGGUUAUGAUUACGAUGAUGAGACAUUCGAGAAGGUAUUCAGGCGCAUAUACUCAACUUUUGGUUCUUCAGCUCCUUACAGCGUGUUUCCAGAUUCUCAGCCAUUCAUGAGAUGGGCGCGUAAGAAUGGCCUCAUUGUCGGCGUUGUUAGUAAUGCCGAGUACAGAUAUCAGGAUGUCGUUCUUCCAGCCUUGGGUUUGAAUAAGGGAUCGGAGUGGGACUUUGGGGUUUUCUCCGGCCUCGUCGGCAUCGAAAAGCCAGAUCCAAAAAUAUACCAAAUCGCGCUCGAGAUGGCCGGAAACUUGCCGCCCGAGGAGGUUCUUCACGUCGGCGACAGCUUCCGAAAAGAUUAUCUUCCCGCUCGCAGUGUGGGCAUGAGUGCUGUUCUGCUGGACAGAUUCAAGACACCUGAUGCAGAGGGCUGGAGGCAGUCGGGAGCUCCGGUGUUCCCAGAUCUUGUGGCUGUUCAGAAUUGGCUCACAAAGGCGGAAGAAAUUUUGGCUGGUCAGCGAGCUUGAUGAUGAUGAUGAUGAGAAUUGAGAGGUGAUGAUUUUUAGUCCCAAUAAAUGUGGCUAUCAAGCUCAGAAUUUAGUUAGAUGAAUUGCAAGGAUUGUGUUCUUUGCAGUGUUUGUAAAGUUUGGAUUACUGCAAAUUUCAUUUCAUAAAUUUGGAGUAGGGGUAUAUCGAUAAAUAAUUUACUUUUGGGGCAUUUACAUGCAUACCAUCC